GAACGUCACAUCAUCAGCAGCAGUCGUUCUGCUGGGACCGCCGUCCUGCUCUGCCUGGCUUGCAGUCUCCACAGUAGCUCUUUUUUUUUUUUUGUGUGUGUGUAUGUAUGUGUGUAUGUGUGUGUGUGUAUGUGUUUGUGUGUGUUUGAGAGAGCCACCACUUGAACACUUUACACGACUGGAGAGAAAUUAACCUGCCGGCUUCGUGGGAGGAUCAAAGAGCCCGCUGUGGACGGAAGAAGAAACAUGUUUUGAGUGGAAGAAGACAGACUGACUUCACUUCCAGCCAGCGUUGACGCUACUUUGAUGCAGCCGCUUAGCUAACAGGCUAACUGGGAAUGUUUUCAGACAUUAGCCAGGAUGUUAGCUUGCUAGCUCAAUCGGGUGGAGGAUUUCGUUGUAUAGAUUUAGCAAACAGUGUCGGUGAUAUGUUUGUCUUUCGGUACAUCAAGUGAAAGAGCCGAGGGGACCGUCUGGAGCCGGGUGUGUUGGAUGUUUAGGGCUCGGUGCCCGCUUGGUUGCUAAUCUCCAGAAGGGACAAUAGUGAACUGAACAGGCAACAAGUCUGCCACACGCUUACUGCUUUAACGUCACUCAAGUUUGUGCAGUGUUGUUAUCAAUGACCAUGUGGUUCUAGUUAGCCAAGCAGGAGCAAAGUACAGGUGAUGCCAUACAAAGGGGAGUGGGCUGUGACGAUAGAUCCCCCAUUUCUAAGUUGAUCAAGUCCCUGUCGUAUGGGGAGAAACUGAAGCCAGAUAAUCGAUACAACUAUUGACGAGGAGGCGAAGGUGGAUGCACAAUAAUAAAUCGCCCACAUGCGUUGGAUCAGUUCCCGGACUUGUGAAAGGCAUCUGAAGCAGAAGGUGGGAGCAGUGAGCGCACAGCCCUUGCAGCCCGUGGGAAGAUGGCGGAGCGCUCCCGCAGGACGUGGUGAAACCAAAACUUGUAGACUUCUUGGAUUUCUUAUCGCCAGCCAUCUUAUCACAGAUCGUAGGACACAUGCAGGCCAAAAAACGGUACUUAACUCUGUUCUCCGCCGGCGCUUGUCUCAUUCUGUUGUUUUGUUUCGGGGGGAUACAAGUCCCGCUGUCCCGACGGGGUCCCAGCCGGCGCGAUGACCGCAGCCUCACCGGUUAUCACCCCGGGGCGCGGUGGCGUCGCUUCCCGGGGUCCCUGCAGCCUUUCAGCCCCUGGGAGCGAGGCUGGAGCGAUGAUGCUCUCAAUGAACACAUAUCUCCCAGACAGAAGAGGGACGCCAACUCAGGUGUUUACACUGGAAAACGCUGCAGGAUGGAGUCCUGCUUUGAUUUCUCCCUGUGUGAGAAGAACGGGUUUAAAGUGUACGUCUACCCCCAGCAGAAAGGGGAGAAGAUGUCAGAGAGUUAUCAGAACAUAUUAUCCUCUAUUGAAGGAUCCAUGUUGUAUACGCCUGACCCAGGACAGGCCUGCCUGUUUGUCCUGAGUUUAGACACUCUGGACCGGGACCAGCUCUCACCCCAGUAUGUGCACAACCUGAAGGCAAAAGUCCAGAGCCUCCAUCUGUGGAACGGGGGCAAAAACCACAUCAUCUUCAACUUAUACUCUGGCACCUGGCCGGACUACACAGAAGACCUUGGUUUAGACAUGGGCCUCGCAAUGCUGGCCAAGGCUAGCAUCAGCACGGAGAACUUUAGGCCCGGCUUUGACGUUUCAAUCCCUCUUUUCUCUAAAGAACACCCCAGGACAGGAGGGGAAAGGGGCUACCUGAAACAUAACACCAUCCCCCCUUAUAGGAAGUACAUGCUUGUUUUUAAGGGGAAAAGGUACCUAACGGGAAUAGGUUCAGACACUAGGAACGCUUUAUAUCAUGUCCAUAACUCGGAGGAUGUUGUCCUCCUCACCACCUGUAAGCACGGGAAAGACUGGCAGAAGCACAAAGAUGCACGCUGUGAUAAAGACAAUGCAGAGUAUGACAAGUAUGACUACAGAGAGAUGCUGUACAACUCCACGUUCUGCCUGGUACCUCGAGGACGACGGUUGGGUUCUUUCCGCUUCUUGGAGGCUUUGCAGGCAGCUUGUGUGCCAGUGAUGUUGAGUAAUGGCUGGGAGCUGCCCUUCUCAGAGAUCAUCGACUGGAAUACGGCAGCCGUGAUUGGAGACGAAAGGCUACUAUUACAGAUCCCCUCAACAGUGCGCUCCAUCCACCAGGACAAGAUCCUGUCCCUGAGACACCAGACCCAGUUCCUAUGGGAGGCUUAUUUCAACUCUGUGGAGAAGAUAGUACUGACUACACUGGAGAUCAUCCAGGACCGGGUUCUGCAGCACACCUCAAGGAGUAACCUCAUGUGGAACAGUCUGCCUGGAGGCCUCUUCACCCUGCCUCAGUACUCAACGUACCUAGGAGACUUCCCCUUCUACUACGCUAAGCUGGGUGUUAGGCCAUACACCAAGUUUACAGCGAUCGUUCACGUGGUGAGUCCACUGGUCUCCCAGUCCCAGCCGGUCAUGAAGCUCCUCGUAGCUGUGGCCAAAUCCCAGUACUGUGCUCAGGUGAUCGUUCUGUGGAACUGUGACAAGCCUCUUCCUGCAAAGCACCGCUGGCCAGUCACCUCAGUCCCUGUCAUUGUUAUAGAAGGAGAAAGCAAGGUGAUAAGCAGUCGUUUUCUGCCGUACGACACCAUCCCCACUGAUGCUGUACUCAGUCUGGAUGAGGACACCGUGCUCUCUACGACAGAGGUGGACUUUGCCUUCACAGUGUGGCUAAGUUUCCCGGACCGCAUUGUCGGUUACCCAGCCCGCAGCCACUUCUGGGACAGCAACAAGGAGCGGUGGGGCUACACUUCCAAAUGGACCAACGACUACUCCAUGGUGCUGACUGGGGCUGCCAUCUAUCACAAAUACUACCACUAUCUGUACACCACCUACCUUCCAGCCAGUCUGAAGAGCAUGGUUGACCAGAUGUCAAACUGCGAGGACAUUCUGAUGAACUUUCUGGUGUCCUCUGUGUCUAAACUACCACCCAUCAAAGUCACCCAGAAGAAACAAUACAAGGAGACCAUGAUGGGACAGAGCUCCCGGGCGUCUCGCUGGGCUGACCCGGACCAUUUCGCCCAGCGUCAGACCUGCAUGAACAAGUUUGCCAGCUGGUUUGGCACCAUGCCCCUGGUCCACUCUCAGAUGAGGCUGGACCCAGUCCUGUUCAAAGACCAGGUGUCCAUACUGCGGAAGAAGUACAGGGACAUCGAGAGACUAUAACCCUCCAAAGCCCCCCCGGCUCUCUGGACACAGCGAAGACAGAGCGAGGGGGCGGCGACGAAGAGGAACACAGAGCCUCUCCAUGAUUGCGUGGCUGGAUCAAUGGAGAAGCAAUGGGAUUGGGCACUGGGGGGGGGGGAGGAGGAGGAGGAACAGAAACUGGAACAGAUGUGGAGAACACCACAUGCAUUGGUCUGCUCUGUUGUGUCCAUUUCUUCUUUCUACCCUGUCUCUUCUGUGUAUAGGGGGAUAGCUGAGCACACAGGUCCCACUAUAUACACUAUGAGAACCACCUGCUGAAGGACACCUGAGGACUGCUCGUCUUUGAACUGAAGCGAUCAAAGUCAUGGAGUUGAAAAACCACAGCUUGCUGCUUCCAUGUCCCAUCAGUGGCAAAUCACUCGUCUGUUCUGCUCUGUGCACACAGGUUGCUCGAAGUCUUUCAUGACUAAAUAUUAUUGAUGAUUAUGACUAUGAAGAGGAUAACACUAUUUUUUUUUCUACAGUGAACGAAUGGCCAGCACUUCUCUCACUCUGUAUUGUCUUAAUUAAAACCAAUAGCAGGUGGGCGAAGGAGGAAUGACGACCCCUCGACCACAGAACUGAGUUAUGAUCGUUGAUUUGAUAUUCACAGUGCCUCAAGUUUAUCUAAUGGCGUUUGGAUCUGGGAGUCUGAGGAAAAGUUAUUGUGUGGAAUGAGCACCUUGAUCUUGCUGCUUUUGUGUUUUUUUUUUUUUUUUUUUUUCAUGAUUGGCUUAUAAUUGAUGGAGUAAUGGGUCUAGUAGUGAAUUCUUAAGGUCAGCGUUUGCAUUGCUUCCUUGCUAAAGUAAAAUGAAUAUUUAUUUGUAUUCAAUUGACAAACAAUAGGAUCCUUAUGUGCCAUUCUGAAAUAAUUUUCUUGGUAAAACUACAACUUUCUGUUUCAUUCUAGCAAGAAGUCAUUUGACAAGAUAUGGUGGGUACUUGAAUAUGUUCUGGCCUGAAGAACUAUAGAAGAUCACAAGAGUUGCCUUGGUUAAGGGAGGCUGAGCUUGCUAAUCAAGCCAACCCAUGGUCUGUUUGAAACACAAACUACUGUGAAAACUAGGGAAUGGAUCUUUUUGGGCUCGGUAAGCAAAGGAUAUUUAUAUACGGUCAUUUUCUUUAUGCCAUAGACCCAAUUCAUGUCGUCCAGGGACAGGUUUGGCAGUAGCCUAGGCUGACAAGCACUCGGCAUGGGCUUACACUGCUUUCAUCUAGAAGCAUCAAACAGUGCUUGAUGCUGUCAAUGUCAGAGUUGGCAUCAUACUAAAUAGACUACUGUAUUUUCCUGCCUUGUUAUGAACAAAUUUGACCAGAUUGACAAGAAUUCUCCCCAAACAAUUGUGAUACUGUUAAAAGGCACAGGGAGGACAUUUGGAGAAAUGCUGUCUUAAGUAAUUCAUUUCAUUUGUGGCAGUCCUUAACAUAAUAAAUGUAAUUAGAAGCCUUUCAAUUUCCAGUUUAUUUGCAGAAUGCCAAUUUGUAUCUCGGAUCAUCUCAGCCAUUCAUCUCUGAGAUUCAGAUUGGCAUUGUGCUUGGGCCUCAUUCAAGGGGUAAAGUGUGAAACCAGGAUGUUAAAGCUUCUUCCAUGACUCAGUAUGUCACAUAAAUGUCAACUUGAUUAUUCUCAUUCUGUCAGUAUCUAAUUUACUGCAAACCUGUACAUGGCAUGGCAAGAGUCAGUGUAACAUGAAAGAUUUUGGGGGGGGGGUAUUUUUCAGAUGGAUCACAAUGUUAAUUGACUGUGUUUGGUUUCAUUAACAAUCAUGCUUCAUCUUUUUUCUCAUACGUCAUAUCAGAUAAUCUGAAAAUGGAAACCGAAUUUGAUGGGCUUAGAAUUUGCACCUGUGUUUGUCAAUCACAGUUCACCUGUCCCUGAAGUGUCCCUGAAGUAUCCCUGUAAAGCCAGCAACGUUUCUGUAGAAUUCUAACCACACCUGCCCUGACACCUCCGCUGGUCCUUUCAGCCUCAUUUUCUAGGACGUUAAAUGAUCAAUUCGGUAAAUUACAUCUGUCUGUAGCCUUCCCCACAAUAUGUGCCAAUAGAUCAUACAUUUUAUUUUUUCAGCUCAUGCCAUGAAUUCCCAAAACAUUUCUUGUCUAUAUAAGAGAGAAGAAUGUGUGAGAAAGAGAGGGGGGGGGGGGGGGAAGGAAGGCGCUGCAUGGUAUUUUUCACAGCUUGACAGCAAAUAAACAAUCCUAGUAUUACUAAACACAGUGCUAUCGAGACAGCUGAAUAUGGUCGUAAACAGAAUCACAUUUCAGAAAUGAACUUGGUGCAAUAUUUAAGAUGACAUUUUCUCUAUCUUUAUCUCCUCUCCUUCCUUGUGUUGUUUCAGAGGGCAGGGGGUUAUAUAUUGAUGUGCCUUCAGAAGAAAUACACUUAUUAGUUGUCCCCCCCCCUCCCUAUCUGCCUUGUGCAACAAACAGGUCCCUGUUCUCAUUUCAUAGUAGGUUUAUUGUUUUCUUUAUCAAAAUCCAGUAACACAUAAUUGCUCCCUAAAUGAUUUUGUUUAACACUGGAAUGCUAAUAAGACUUAUCACCCCACAUCUAAUACCGACAUUCCUGCCUUUUCUGUUGUAGGAACUAUUUUCUGUUUUUUUACACAUACUGCCUUGUAUUACUUUACCUCCUGUAAGUAUAGUAAUACAUGUAACACACAUACAUAAUUAAAUCAUACACAGUAUUUAUCAGACAGGUUUGCAUCCCAACUGAAUCUCUGCCUGCUUCCUUCCCUUUCUUCUGUAACCCGCAGACCUAAUUUUAUAGAGAUUAAAAUGGAAAGAUAGAGGGGACAAAAAUCACAGUUUUUUGUAAAAGAUUUUAUAAAAACAAAACAAAC
Anoplopoma fimbria (sablefish) is the source of this 6098-nucleotide messenger RNA. RefSeq names its product exostosin-1a-like. The record is from RefSeq and is a predicted model, not a curated record. Gene Ontology annotation, molecular function: glycosyltransferase activity. The coding region runs from base 1000 to 3234 and encodes 744 amino acids. NCBI's taxonomy places the organism in Eukaryota, Metazoa, Chordata, Actinopteri, Perciformes, Anoplopomatidae. Gene Ontology annotation, cellular component: membrane. The transcript is spliced from 11 exons.